This is a messenger RNA of Eupeodes corollae, 2398 nucleotides long. It is a transcript of the gene Mur18B, whose product is annotated as neurofilament heavy polypeptide. The record is from RefSeq and is a predicted model, not a curated record. The transcript has 3 exons. NCBI's taxonomy places the organism in Eukaryota, Metazoa, Arthropoda, Insecta, Diptera, Syrphidae. Bases 119 to 2188 code for a protein of 689 amino acids. Gene Ontology annotation, cellular component: extracellular region. Gene Ontology annotation, molecular function: chitin binding.
UGCAUCUUUAAUGAGGCCACUAAAGAUAAAAGUUUUAAGAAGAAGAAUAAAACUUUCAUUGCAUUUAAAUUGCAUGUAAUGUGUGCCAUUACACGUUAGUAACGAAAAUACCCUCGAAAUGAAAACAUUACAGACUUUUGCUCUAUUGAUUCUGUUGUUCGCAACAAAAACUUAUUCCGAAGAAGUUAUUGGUUCUUAUGGAAUAAAGGAAGGAUCAAUAGGAACCGAAACAAAAGUUCCAAGUGAAGAUUUGAUAGCAAUUUUGGAUGGAAAACCGAAAGAAGAAGGAGUUACCUCAGAAACAACCUUGCCAUCUGAAGAGGCUCCAACGAAAGACACCGAAGUGAGUUCUUACGAUAACUCACAAAAUAAGGAAGAAAUUACAACAAGCAGUCCUGAAAUAGAAGAAUCGAGUUCAAUUGUAUCCGAUUCAGAACCAUCUAAAGAAUAUCAUGUAACUGAAAGCAACAAUCCUUCAGAAUCAGAACCAGCAACAGAAAACGCAGUAGCAAUUGAAAGUAGUAAUCCAUCAGAAGCUGCUCAAGAGGCUGAAAAUUCGGGAGCGACUGAAAGUAGUAAUCCACCAGAAGCUCCUCAAGAAGCUGAACACUCAGAAGCAACGGAAGGCAGCGAUCCGACAAAAGCAGUAACAGAAGCUGCUCAAGAAGCUGAGAAUUCGGCAGCAACUGAAAGUAGUAAUCCACCGGAAGCUCCUCAAGAAGCCGAAAAAACAGAAGCAACUGAAGGUAGUGAUCCAGCUCAAGAAGCUGAAAACUCUGCAGCAACUGAAAGUAGUAAUCCACCAGAAGCUCCUCAACAAGUUGAAAACUCAGAAGCAACUGAAAGUAGUAUUCCACCAGAAGCAGCUCAAGAAGCUGAAAACUCAGAAACAUCUGAAGGUAGUAGUCCACCAGAGGCAGUAACAGAAGCUGCUCAAGAAACUGAGAAUUCGGCAGCAACUGAAAGUAGUAAUCCACCGGAAGCUCCUCAAGAAGCCCAAAAAACAGAAGCAACUGAAGGUAGUGAUCCAGCUCAACAAGCUGAAAACUCGGCAGCAACUGAAAGUAGUAAUACACCAGAAGCAGCUCAGGAAACUGAAAACUCAGAAAAUUCUGAAGGUAGUAGUCCACCAGAAGCAGUAACAGAAGCAGCUCAAGAAGCUGACAACUCGGGAGCUACUGAAAUUAGUAAUCCAUCAAAAGCUGCUGAAGAAGCUGAAAACUCAGAAGCAACUGAAGGUAGUAGUCCACCAGAAGCAAUAACAGAAGCAGCUCAAGAAGCUGAAAACUCAGCAGCAACUGAAAGUAAUAAUAAUCCACCAGAAGCAGGAACAGAAGCUAUUCAAAAAGGUGAAAACUCAGAAGUAACUGAAAGUGGCAAUGCAUCGGAACAAGGUCCUUCUGAAGCCAUAGAAACCAAUAAAGUAAGUACUGAUGCAACUGCAACUGAAGAAGUUGCUCCAUCCGAAGACAAAACCCCUGACACAACAGAAUCCAAUCCAAAUCCAUCUACUGAUGAGUCCACCAAACCCAAUCAACAAGAAGUUUCUGAUGAACCCGAAGCCGAACCAACCUCAGAAGUCCCAUCGACCACAACUAUCGCACCAUGUACUGAAUUGGGUGACUUUGCAAUUCCCACCAACUGCCACAAAUAUAUAUCCUGCUCAGCCAAUGGAACAGAGCUUGUUUUACAAGAACUAGAAUGUCCCGAAAAAUCUGCAUUCAGUCCUGUCCUCCGAAGAUGCACUCGAGAUCUAUCAUCGUGUCCGAAUGAAGAACCAAAUUGUCUCGUCACAAGCAGCAUUCCGAAUCCAAAUGGUGAAAAAAAUUCAUACUUCUGGUGUGUUCCAAGUUUGUUGGGAGGUUUUCAUAAGUUUAAAAUUCAGUGCUCUCCAAAUGAAAUCUUCACACCACUUUUGGGCAGAUGUUGGUUUGAAAAUCUCCAAACUGGUGGUCUAGGUGUUGGAUUAUUAAAUCGUGAACCAAACGAUCGGGACAUAGUUAGAACCGAAUGGAAAAUUAUAAGAAGGGAGAUAAAACUCAUAUCAAGAGAAGAAAAACUUAGAAGAAAGAUGGAGGAGAAGGCUAAAGCUCGAGCAGACAAACUUGCUGCCAAGGCCCUUAAGAAACAAAAGGCAGCAGCAAGAAAAAUCGAAGAUGAUAGUGAAGAAGAAGAAGAUGAUGAUUAAAAGAUGAGAUCUAUCUUUUGAUUAUAAUAAUUUAUCAUGUAAUAAUUUGUUCAAGUAAUUUUUAAAAAUAUAAAAAUAAUAUCAGACCGUACUUUUUUGUCAAAAUGUUUAAAUGCUCAAAGAAAGUAAAAUUAGGAAUCUUUUUUGUUUUGUAAUUAUUUAGAAGAAUAUUAUUUCUUUUUAAUGAAUUGGCUUUCAUAAAAUUACAAA